Thelazia callipaeda (thelaziosis nematode) is the source of this 1678-nucleotide messenger RNA. The record is from the annotation of a GenBank genome assembly. Lineage: Eukaryota; Metazoa; Nematoda; Chromadorea; Rhabditida; Thelaziidae.
AUGCUAGCGUUCAUAUCAAGAUGGAUGUCAUUGAAAGUUAUGUACCAGAACAGAAUUUAUUGGACCAAGCGGCUAUUCUGUUGUUGGAAGCAGCUGAGUUUUUCAGAUCUCAUGUUCCUCCGAAAUAUAAAUUGGCUAUUAAAUGUUUAAAGUACCAUAGUAUGGAAGAGCUAGGUGUUGAAUAUACAAGAUAUCGUCUAGAAAUAGCCUGCUUGAUUGCUGAGGUGUACAUGCAGCUGAAAAUUCUCGAACCGGUAAAGCAGCUGUUAAGAAAAGAAUCUGUAUAUUCUCGUGAAUUCCCACUCAUCCAUGCACGUCUUCUGUUUCUUCUUGCGGAAAUUUAUGGAAACAUGAAUGAUUGGAAUAAUGCGAGUGAAGUGGUAGAAGUGGGAGCAUCAUUAUUUGAUCAGCUUGGUGAUCCAGCUUUGGAAUGCUAUUUUCGUCUUUCAUCUGCUAUGAUUAUAUCAAUGGAUUUAAGUCGAGAAGAUGAAUUAAUGAAAUGUAUAAUGGAAGUAAGCGAGAAAUUGGUUACUCUAAAUGCCGACAAUGCUUGUUUGGAUUAUAUCAAAGCUUUCUGCUGCACCGUUCAAAUUUGUUUUUUUAUCUCAACUGGUUUGUUGAAAAGCACGAAAGUUUGUUUGCGGCAGUUACAAACUUUAGUCCAAACGAUGAAGUUAUCCUAUGAUGAGGUUGAUCAAGCAGCACUUCCAACUUUUGAUUGGAUGGGGAAAGAAGCAUUGGUUGCUCUUACUUAUGUGCUUACAGUCAUACAAAGUUUGCAAACGUGUCAAAUUGAAAGAGCGCAUAAAUAUCAUACGAUUGCUAUGCGACAUAUAAGCGAUAUGCGGCGUCUGAUGGCAAAAUCAGAGUGGCCUGUAGUUAAACGUGGAUCAUUGGAUUCUUUGGCUGCUUUUGAAAUUGUAUUAUUGGAGAAUAUUUCUGCAGCACAAUUGAUGCUUGCGCGACCAAUAGAUACUAUAAAUGUUUUAGGGCAUAUGAUGGAACGGAUGCGACAAAGCGUGGAUUUAUUCAAUCAUUUUGAAGCUCAACUUCAUACUCUUUUAGGUAUGUAUUGUUGGUUUGUGCAUCUACCAAAUGAAGCAGAGCGACAGUUCGAGGCUGCUCUACGAACAGCCAAAGAUACAGAGUCGUGGACGGUAGUAAAUUUAAGCUUGGCUAUCUUAUAUUUGAUGACUUGCCGCGAAGCAGAUUUUUAUGGAUUAUUCGAAAGAAUCACGCCUGGUAAGCUGCAGUCUAGUUCCCCUCUUCUCAAGGCUUCCGCUCAUUUUGUUCAUGCUUUGCACUCAUAUUUGCAUUCCAGGUUGCAGGAAGCCAAAAGUCAUAUCACAGAUAGUGUAACAAUUGUGCGUGAUGAAGGUGUUCCUCGAAUACAAGCUCUUGCAACUCUUCUGUCUGCAAAAUUAGUUGCUGUCGAUGUACCUGAUAUGCUCGUAGCUGCUAAUAAUUUCGCUACAAAAAGUUCUGAUCAUUCCUUGGCAUUAUGGUUGAAUCAAAUUAUAUAUGAAACCCAAAUGCAAUACGGACAUGUUGAGCAGGCGAAAAGUGUUAAAAUGAAAUUCGAUCAAAUGCAAGCGCAUAUUUCACAAGCUGUGCAAGAUGCUGUCAAUUCACAAGCGCAUUCAUUAAUUCAGGUUGUCCCUAUUUACAUGUUUUAAGU